GGGGUGAUGAGACUGGACUAACUAGCAAUUAUCUAAAAACUAAAAGAGGCGGAAUUAAGAGAUGAACCUUGCUGAAGUGUGCAUUCUGAUUGAAAUAAGAUGUAUGGUGUCGUUGUUACUCCACCACUCAACGAAACAGAAAUAAUGCAUGUCGUUUAUGUGGAGGAAAAGAUUCCUCUUCUAUUCAUUAAACGAGUCCCAGUAUCAAAUAGAGCAAAACUGACCAGACAGGAACGUAAAGAUCUCGACAAAGCUGAAAGAAAUAAAUCCCUUAUGUUCGGUGACUGGAUUGAAUUUGAAGCAAGAGAUAUUGUAGAAGGUUGCAUUGAGAAGUAUGUGAAGACAUAUCCAUUGAAUUCUUGUCGCAGCAUUGGCGACCAUCUGCAGAUUGAAUCGAAGUGUGUCUUCCCACCAUUAACUCGUGGAUGGGAGAAUGAAUGUUACUGUGAAUUGUUCGGUAAAGUUCGAGUUGAUCCAGAAUUGAGAAACUGCUUUCUUGUUGAUGUCGCAUACCGCUGCUGGAUUUCCGUGGAAGUAACGCGAAUAUCAUCUUUGAAUGUUGAGGUUGAUGAAUAUAUUGAUGUAUCGGAGGAGCAGGAUCUAGUUAAUGAAGCGCCUUGGAAUCAUGAAGAUCCUCGCUUUGUUACCGUGAUCAGCAACGAUACUGAUGAGAGUGAUUCAGAUUCGAGGGAAGGCAAUCCUCAAGCAUUAUAUCCCAUCGAGAUAUACAAUGUGCAAGGUGUAUUGGUUGGCGAGCGAAAUGUUUAUAGUAGACAAUAUCCAGACGUGAAAAUCGCGUUGGCUUACGUUAAACGUGGACGACAUACUCCCGUUGGCAGCUGUAUACAGUUUAACGCUUAUUACAGUAUUCCUUUACAAUUAUAUGUGGUUCGGUCAUAUCGUCGUUUGGAGAAACAAUUCAAAACGAAACCAUUCGAAUUUGGAUCACAAUUUUUGUUGGAAAUUUACGCCAACUGGGGAUCAAAUUUGCCGAUGGGACAUUUAUGGAGCAAAGGUAAGGAUCUGGGGUUGAUCCAUGAUGCUGAUCGACUUUUGCUACCUGUACUAUUAAGUCAAAAUCCAUAUGGACCCGUAUGCGUAUAUGUGGCAUAUACAGGUCCUAGUCGUUUGAGUUGUUUUGCAAUAAAAGAUCUUUCGGACGUGGCAACAAAGAAAGCGAAUGCAGUUAUGAAUAAUGGCUAUGCAGAACUGUCGAGUGAUGGCUUGGUUUUGGGUGACGGCUUGCUUCUAGCAUCCGAUUACCUUUGCUUGGAAAUUCGUUUCGACUGCAGUUCACAAAAAGGAUGGGACAAGCUUGUCCCUGGGACAUGGGUUAAGUUCACAGCGUGUAGUCCUGCUGGUAAGCCGGACUUCAGAAUCAAAACCUGGAACUCGAUAACUAAUCCACUUUUGACGCAGAUUCGUGCAGUUCCAACUUCCAAUGAUUAUGCGUUUGAGGCAUGUGGCUUUUUCGAACAAGAGCUAAGCGCUCUAAAAUCAGCUGUAUUCGGUUUUAUUGAAAUACCGCUCGAAAAACGACCACUGAUGAAUCCAAAGAAUGAAGGUAUAACAAUUGUUUGGGUGCGAGAAGAUAAAAGAAACAAAAAAACACGUUUCAUACUUCAUUCGGUUGAAAUCCCGCAGAUUGUCGAUGUUGAAAAAGAUACGGAAGGAAAGUCAUCACAGCCUUUAAUGAAUGACGUUGAUCAAUGUUAUUUAACAGAAAAAUUUACUGUGCCAUGUAAGGGGAUUGAUUGCGAAGGCAAACGGUUACUGCAGCGUUGCUUUAAUAACAGUGCGAUUGUAAGCCUUAUUCAAGCAUCAGAUAAUGAACUUUUGACUAAUAUUGUGAAGUUACUGACCGCUGAAAAAUCGGGAAGUUGAAGAAUUUUGGUUUGAAUGUUGUUUAAAAAUGCCGCAGUUGAACAUUAUUAUAAAUCUUUAUGCUUUCUAAUCAUCGGUUUACUGACUUUAUUUCUUUCUGGCCUUUAUCAAAAUGUGAUACUGUUUAUUUCUUAAUGUCCUGAAACUUUUUUAGCUUUCAUUAUCGCUUAUUAAUGGAAACAUAUAUGGCAUUUAUUAUGUGCACCACAACAGAACUCCUUAUAUGUAUUAUGCUAAAGCCACUCAAGAUUCUCAAAGUAUAAUCGCUGUUAUCAUUCCUCUCAUGUAAAUCGGAUGACAAUAACACUUAAUUCGAGCAAAAAAAGUUAUCAG
This is a messenger RNA of Loa loa (African eye worm), 2217 nucleotides long. RefSeq lists its product as hypothetical. The transcript has 12 exons. The coding region runs from base 100 to 1884 and encodes 594 amino acids. The record is from RefSeq and is a predicted model, not a curated record. NCBI's taxonomy places the organism in Eukaryota, Metazoa, Nematoda, Chromadorea, Rhabditida, Onchocercidae.